AUAACUCGCUAUUUCCUUGCGUCCAUCUGCAUUGUAUAAUAAAUUUUGUUGGUCUGCAAAGAGCACCGAAAUACCAACGACUAUAGCUCUGCUACCACAAAGUCAUUGGUGACUCCUAUACGAACCAAUUUCACCAUCUAGCUUGGAUAUUUCUUCUUUCUCAUCAUGGGCGAACCCGAGUCCGAGGCCGAGAGAAUGAUAUUUACAAAAGAUGGAGAACCCGUAAAGUUCUUCCUGCACAACACAUUAUCGCAAGGUCAGAAAGAGACGCUUUCGCGUGAUAUAGAAGGAAAUGGCGGACAAAUAUGUGACAACGUGCAGGAAGCAAACACAGUUAUAGUGCCGCAAGAGCAUUACGAAAUAGUCAAAAAGCGUUAUGCCCAUUCGAAAUCGAUCUAUGUGGAACUGCCAGACUUUGUCAGAAAAUGUUUGCGAGGGCAAAAAUACAGCCAUAAGAAGGAGGAAAAGAGGUCGCUUGGUGGAAGCAAACUCGGAACCAAAUGGACUGGACGGACGGAAUUCACAGAAGAUGACGAUUAUCACCUUGCUGUAUACCUAGCUCGUCGAAUCCCUCACGAUGAGAGCGGGGGGCGUAUGGGAGAGGGAGUAUACAAGGACCUGUGUGACGAGAUGUACGAAGAGGAUUAUCCGUGGGCCAAGCGUCAUACAGUGCAAUCUUGGCGUAACCGAUACAAGACACAGCGAGAUAAAAUUGAUGACCAGAUCAAAUUGCAUCUCGAAGUUGAACCUCCCCAUCCCGAUGGAAAAGGUGAAUAUAUACACGACGCACGAAAGAGCAGUCGAUUUUUGCGUUCUGGUCAUAGGGUUGUCAGGGCAGAAAGGCGAGGGCAGACAGAUAAUGAUGAUAGUGGGGUCGAAGAAGAGGACGACGACGAAGAGGAAGACGAUAACGACGAUAAUGAUCAGGCUCGAGGGCGUCGUCGCGGUGGGAAUAAGGUGGUUGAAGAGACUCCUUCAACUCCUGAGCAAGCUCGCAGGGAAGUACUACAUAACCCGUCGAGCCCGCUCAUGGCUGGUGUCUCGGAAAACGUACAGAAAUCUCUGGAAACUAACCGUUUUUACCAGUUUGACCAAGGUGAUGAUCUAUACAUAAAUGACGAUAUUGGAGACUUUGGCUUAAUUCCCGACUUAACUCGACCGGAUGGACCGAGUGGUACCCAGGCAACUUUAGUGCCCACGCAGACUCGUGGACAGACUGUCCCAAAAGCCAGUGUAUCAACUGGAGCCACAGCGGAACGCAGAGGAGCGGCCGGGAAUAAAGCUACAUUCGAUACGGGUGUUACGGGGCGAAUGGCUACAUCGGUGUCGAUUCCAAAGGAUACACAAGCCACUCUCGUUCCGACUCAGGGUAGCAUUCGGCCAUCUCAGCGCGAGUCGGGCUCAACACGGCGGUCGCAGUUUGCAACAGAAGGAGACGAAGAUAUUGCCGAUGUGGUCGUCGCGCAGGCCCGACGUCCGCCCAAACAGAGCGAGCAAUUGAGCGGAAAGGGAUCUAAGAAACGUGCCUCCAUGGAUCGAUCACCGGUGUAUAUGUCUGGCCCUCGAGCAUCUGUGCUUAGACCGUCAGCAAAAGCCGUCGGCAAAGCUCAACAAUCAAAGCAGCUCACUGCGAGGGAAACUUCUAAGCGUCAGGUCAAGGGAGAUGCACCUUACCGAAAUACCCGUGGUCGUUCGCGUUCUGUUGAACCGCCGAAUGUACCACGACCUCCCGUACUGGGCAAAAGAAAGGCAGAAUUACAGGUAGUUGAGGAGCAGAACGGAGAAGAUAAUGAGACAACCGAGGAACAAUCCAUGGAAAUUGUAGAGAAAGUUGUGGCUAUCAAGGAAGAAGAGGAAGAAGAGGAAUCUGGGGAUGUCGAUAAAUCGGGCUUCGCUGCAGAUAAAGAACUCAUUGAGAGGGCCAAACGGAUCAAGGUAACGAUGGACGUGACUCCACAAGCAAAGCAUACUCAGCGAUCUUCCCUCAGUGGUAAUAGAGUUGAAAAUUCUGCUUUACAGCCUUCGCAAGCUGGGGAAAGUUCUGAGGACGAAUUUCCUACUCCCGGUACUCGUGCCAAGGAUGAAUUGGAAAGGCGAAUGGAAAUUGAAAAGGGACAACCGUAUACUCCUGCACCGGGGUCGCGGGCAGAAAAGGCUAGAGCAAUCAGACGUGAAGUGGCUCCAAGGAGGGUCGAGAGAGUAGCAGCAAGGCAAACCAGACGGCGGUGA
This is a messenger RNA of Fomitiporia mediterranea MF3/22, 2229 nucleotides long. RefSeq lists its product as uncharacterized. The coding region runs from base 166 to 2229 and encodes 687 amino acids. The record is from RefSeq and is a predicted model, not a curated record. Lineage: Eukaryota; Fungi; Basidiomycota; Agaricomycetes; Hymenochaetales; Hymenochaetaceae. The transcript is spliced from 7 exons.